UAAAUAUUUGAAAUCGAAAUUCAUUCUACUGCUACAAUUUAGUACAAGCAGUAACAGUGAGUUCUUAAUUCAAUUCUACUAAAUAAUAAGUUUAAAGCGACAAAGUUGCAACCAUGGCUAGGGUUUUGAUGUUAUUGUCUGUGAUAUUCGUCAGCGUAUAUGUGACGGAACAAGCAUACUUUUUGCAAAAAGAUUUCAUUGACAAUAUCAAUGAACAAGCGACUACAUGGAAGGCAGGUGUGAACUUUGACCCAAGUACACCAAAGGAUCAUUUCCUAAAACUUUUGGGAUCAAAAGGAGUACAAACCCCAAACAAAAAUAAUAUUAAAAUGUACAAAUCCGACGAUGCAGCUUACGACAACUUGUUCGGCAGAAUUCCAAGACACUUUGACGCUAGGAGAAAAUGGAAAAAAUGUCACACGAUCGGAGCAGUUCGUGACCAAGGCAACUGUGGAUCGUGUUGGGCAGUGGCCACGAGCUCGGCUUUUGCUGACCGUUUGUGUGUAGCGACCAAUGCAGAUUUCAAUGAACUAUUAUCCGCCGAAGAAAUCACUUUCUGCUGUCAUUCAUGUGGCUUUGGGUGUGAUGGAGGUUAUCCGAUAAAAGCGUGGGAACGUUUUAGUAAACACGGUCUAGUAACCGGGGGAGACUACAAAUCCGGAGAGGGUUGCGAACCAUACAGAGUCCCACCUUGUCCUUAUGACGAACAGGGUAAUAACACUUGCGCCGGUAAACCAAUGGAAUCAAAUCACAGAUGCACAAGGAUGUGCUACGGAAAUCAGGACCUCGAUUUCGACCAAGAUCACAGAUACACUCGUGACUACUACUACCUAACAUACGGCAGCAUCCAAAAGGACGUUAUGACUUACGGUCCAAUUGAAGCAUCGUUCGACGUAUACGACGAUUUCCCCAGUUACAAGUCAGGUGUUUAUGUGAAAUCGGAAAACGCUACAUACUUGGGAGGACAUGCCGCUAAAUUGAUCGGUUGGGGUGAAGAAUACGGAGUUCCAUACUGGUUGAUGGUCAACUCAUGGAACGUAGAUUGGGGUGAUAAUGGUUUUUUCAAAAUUCAACGAGGCACAAACGAAUGUGGUAUCGAUAAUUCGACAACUGCUGGUGUGCCAGUAACCAACUAACUGUAUUAUUUUAGUUAAUUUAAAAUGAAAAAUUCCAUCAUGUCAUAUAUAAUGUCUAAAUAAAAUCUUUGUUUUAAUUAUCUCAA
Molecule: messenger RNA, 1222 nt
Organism: Myzus persicae (green peach aphid)
Lineage: Eukaryota; Metazoa; Arthropoda; Insecta; Hemiptera; Aphididae
Product: cathepsin B-like
Exons: 6
Coding region: 114-1136 (340 amino acids)
Biological process (GO): regulation of catalytic activity
Cellular component (GO): lysosome
Molecular function (GO): cysteine-type endopeptidase activity
Source: RefSeq, a predicted model, not a curated record